This is a messenger RNA of Eucalyptus grandis, 799 nucleotides long. RefSeq names its product 60S ribosomal protein L35a-3. The transcript has 5 exons. Gene Ontology annotation, molecular function: structural constituent of ribosome. The coding region runs from base 112 to 450 and encodes 112 amino acids. Lineage: Eukaryota; Viridiplantae; Streptophyta; Magnoliopsida; Myrtales; Myrtaceae. Gene Ontology annotation, cellular component: ribosome; cytosolic large ribosomal subunit. Gene Ontology annotation, biological process: ribosomal large subunit biogenesis; cytoplasmic translation. The record is from RefSeq and is a predicted model, not a curated record.
CAACAAUAUAUGUUCCGAUUAGGGUUAGGGUUUUAGGAUCUCUCGCACUCUCUCUCUUCCUCCGCGAGCCGACCGAAGAAGCUCCACUCCAUCGCCCCUUGGAGAGCGAAAAUGGUGAAGGGACGCCAAGGAGAGCGCGUCAGGCUCUACGUGAGAGGGACGAUCCUCGGGUACAAGAGGUCGAAGUCGAACCAGUACCCGAACACGUCAUUGAUCCAGAUUGAGGGAGUGAACACCCAAGAGGAGGUGGCAUGGUACUGUGGCAAACGCAUGGCCUACAUCUACAAGGCCAAGGUGAAGAAGAACGGUUCGCACUACCGCUGCAUUUGGGGCAAGGUCAUCAGACCUCAUGGUAACAGUGGCGUUGUACGGGCUAAAUUCAAGUCCAACUUGCCUCCCAAGUCCAUGGGAGUGAGAGUCAGAGUCUUCAUGUAUCCCAGUAACAUAUGAGGUCCUGCUUCCUCAGGGGCAUCUGAAUCCCAGCUUCGUGAUGGCUGAUUUGAGAGGACCUACAUAGACAUGUAGCUAAAGUGAAAUCGAUUCUUCUGAAUUCAUUAGGAAAACGAUGCGUCUGCGUAUUUAUAUUUGAAAUUGUUGAAUUUCAACUAGUUGUAUUGGAUUAGAUGCCGAUUUUGACAGAUGUGCAUUUUGCUUGGGUGCUGGUUUUGGUUUUCUUCCAGGCUGCUUUUAACAUCAUUUUGAGAAACUCUAAUGCGAACAUGGUUGAAUUCCAUCAGCCAUGGAAUGCCAUUGCAACAGAUGAUGGUGGGGAGAGAAUGCAAUGGCAGACUAUUUUGCA